Ilex paraguariensis (yerba mate) is the source of this 636-nucleotide messenger RNA. NCBI's taxonomy places the organism in Eukaryota, Viridiplantae, Streptophyta, Magnoliopsida, Aquifoliales, Aquifoliaceae. The record is from the annotation of a GenBank genome assembly.
GCUAGAGAUGGUCAACAUGUGGUGCUUCUCCUUGAAAAUUCUUUGUGGGAAGCUACCACAGGGUUGUGUUCUUCUUUCUCGUUCCUUGCAGCUCCAAACAUGGCUUCUUCCACCCUCGUGAAGAGAUGGCUGAGGCCUGAGGCGUACCCAAUCUUUGCAGCAGUUGGCACAGUGGUUGGCAUUUGCAGCAUGCAACUCAUAAGGAAUAUCACUACCAAUCCUGAAGUGAGGGUUAAAAAGGAGAACAGAGCUGCAGGAGUGCUCGACAACUUUGCAGAGGGUGAGCGCUAUUCACAACAUAGCCUAAGGAAAUUCGUUCGUGGCAGGCGCCCUGAGAUUAUGCCAAACGUCAAUGGUUUCUUCUCAAAUCCAAAAUGAAGCUGAUGUUGAGAUUGUCUACCUUGCUUGGAGUUUGAUCCUCCAAAUAGCUUUUGGCCAUUGAUUCUGUUGGAAUUUAGGAAGUAGUGAAUCACCCUGUUAUGUUUUUCUUGGAUUGUUAAGUUGUUGAUGCUUGUUUUCAUCCCCAUUACAGAAAUAAGGUUUAUAUCUGCAAGUUGGUCCUGAGACUUGUGUUUGUUGCUUAUAACUGGUGCUUUUGCACUGACAUGAUCUGGUGAUUAAUGACGGAACAUUCAG